UGCCAACAAACCUCCGGCCUUGGCGCUCGCUGCCCGCGGCACCGCUGCCGCCGUGCAGGGUGAGCGCUCUGGAAAACGUGAUGUCGGAUAAAGGGAGCAGCAUGGAGGGGAAGACAGACAUAGUGAAUGGCAGCUUGUCCAGCAGCCCGGAGGAGAUGUCAGCCGAGGAGGGCCGAGAAACCUCCUCUGGCAUUGAGGUGGAGGCCUCCGAUCUCAGCCUGAGCCUCACGGGAGACGAUGUGGGGCCCAACCGCACCAGCACGGAGAGCCGGGACACGGACACGGAGAGCUCGGGGGAAGAGAAGGACUCUGACAGCAUGGACGACACGGGCCACUACUCCAUAAACGAGGAGAACCGUGCCCUUGACCGGUCGCACUCAGAGGAGGAAGAGGAGGAGGACGAAGAGGAGGAGCAGCGGUCCCACCGCCGUGCCCAGCGCAAGCGUGCCAGCCACGACCAAGACUCCUCUGACGACGAGCAGGCCCUGGAGGACUGGGUGUCCUCGGAGACCACGGCGCUGCCCCAGCCCCGCUGGCAGGCGGUCCAUGCCCUCCGGGAAAGGGAGCUGGGCUCCAGCGCCCGCUUCGUUUACGAGGCCUGUGGGGCCAGGGUCUUCGUGCAACGCUUCUGCCUCCAGCACGGCCUGGAGGGCCACACGGGCUGCGUCAACACCCUGCACUUUAACCAGCGUGGCACGUGGCUGGCCAGCGGCAGCGAUGACCUCAAAGUGGUGGUGUGGGACUGGGGAAGGAGGCAGCCGGUGCUGGAGUUCGAGAGCGGCCACAAGAGCAACGUCUUCCAGGCCAAGUUCCUCCCCAACAGCGGCGACUCCACUCUGGCUAUGUGUGCUCGGGACGGCCAGGUCCGGGUGGCCGAGCUCUCCGCCACCCAGUGCUGCAAAAACACCAAGCGCGUGGCACAACACAAAGGCGCUUCGCACAAGCUGGCCCUAGAACCGGAUUCUCCAUGCACUUUCCUAUCAGCAGGUGAAGAUGCUGUAGUCUUCACCAUUGAUCUGAGACAAGACCGGCCCGCCUCGAAACUGGUUGUGACAAAGGAAAAGGAGAAGAAAGUGGGUCUGUACACCAUCUACGUGAACCCAGCCAACACCUACCAGUUUGCUGUGGGAGGCAGAGAUCAGUUUGUCAGAGCAGUCGCUCGCAUGCCGAGCUCUCUAAGCGGGCACGUGGCCAGUGUGAACAGCGAGUCCAAAGCCAACAUCACCUGUCUCGUCUACAGCCACGACGGCUCGGAGCUGUUGGCUAGCUACAACGAUGAAGACAUUUAUCUCUUCAACUCCUCUCACAGUGACGGAGCGGAGUACAUCAAGAGAUACAAGGGACAUCGCAAUAAUGCCACUGUGAAAGGCGUCAAUUUUUAUGGCCCGAAAAGUGAGUUUGUG
Molecule: messenger RNA, 1403 nt
Organism: Pygoscelis adeliae (Adelie penguin)
Lineage: Eukaryota; Metazoa; Chordata; Aves; Sphenisciformes; Spheniscidae
Gene: DCAF8
Product: DDB1 and CUL4 associated factor 8
Exons: 10
Cellular component (GO): Cul4-RING E3 ubiquitin ligase complex; cytoplasm
Molecular function (GO): protein binding
Source: RefSeq, a predicted model, not a curated record